AUGUCUCUCGAUAAUCCCAUCACAGCUCUCUAUAAAGAGAUCGACGGCAGCAAGAUCACGACGGAUCUGUACUUGCCGCCGAGUACCGCCACGUCACCGCAGAAAUAUCCCGUUGUGAUCAAUAUCCAUGGUGGCGCCUUCAUGCUCGGGACCUCCCGCAUGGUCUCCAUGCCCCAGGUCAACGACUGUCUUGAGCGUGGAUGGAUCGUGCUUGUCCCAAACCACCGGCUCUGUCCGGGAGUGAAUCUGCUCGAGGGUCCGAUGCAGGAUAUUCGUGAUUUGUUGGCGUGGGUGCAUGUCGGCCAUCUGGACACCGUGUUGGAGAAGCACGGCCCAUAUCAAGCGGACCUGGAUAAUGUUGCGGCAUUUGGAACGUCUUCGGGGGGAACAUUAGCAUUGGGCUUGGGCUUCAAUGUCCCCAUGCCUGCUAAAGCCAUUCUCUCACUCUACGGUGCCGUCCACUUUACCUCUCCCCUCUGGACCAAGCCAAUCCCGCACGUCGCCGCCAAACUGCCCUCCUCCCUUACUCCAGAGUUCAUCAACCAAGUCUACAGCGAGCACCCCAUCCCCACCGACAGCACCGUCUCCCUCGAAGGCCAAACCGAGUCCGGCGCCUCUAAGGGUCCCAAUUUCGCCCGCCCCCGCGACGCCUUCGCCUUCACCCAGAUUGCGGGCGGCACCGUACUCAAUGCCAUCUACCCGCCCGCCGCAGCGGGCACCGAUCCCACCUUCGCCCAGGUCGACCCAGCGCAGAAUAUAUCGGCCUCGUUCCCCCCGACGUAUAUCGUGCACGGACAGUCUGACACGAUGGUACCGAUCGAUCUGAGCCGCGAGUUGUUGGCCCGCUUGCAGGCCGCCGACGUGCGCUGCGGGAUGACUGAAGUGCCUGGUGAAGAGCACACGUUUGCAGCUAUGAUGAAGGUCGGAUCACAGACGUGGUGGUUGCAGCGAGAGGGCUUCGAUUUCUUGGAGAGCGUGAUUGGGAAGGGACCGCAAGCGAUGUAA
Messenger RNA from Penicillium macrosclerotiorum, 1005 nucleotides. RefSeq lists its product as uncharacterized. Gene Ontology annotation, biological process: proteolysis. The transcript is spliced from 3 exons. NCBI's taxonomy places the organism in Eukaryota, Fungi, Ascomycota, Eurotiomycetes, Eurotiales, Aspergillaceae. The coding region runs from base 1 to 1005 and encodes 334 amino acids. The record is from RefSeq and is a predicted model, not a curated record. Gene Ontology annotation, molecular function: serine-type peptidase activity.